CGCACAGCAUGGUGACGUUGCCUCGGAAGGCAGGGAGCACAGCCUGCACAUGCAGCUCCAUCCCAUCUUUAUUCAAGAGAAAAAUCCGUCCUCAACCCGAGCUACAUGUGGAGGACAUGCAUCUUUAAUAUACAACAUGUAACUUUUUCUUGAAUAGUGGGAAAAGAUGGAGCUACAGGUGGAGAAUCAGAGUCAGUAUUUCAACACCAACACCGUGAGGUUGCCGGCGAAACACAUACUGGGGAUGGGUGUAGAUAACUUUAUUUCUCUUCUGAUAUUUGGACUUAUUUUCAUCCUCGGUGUGCUUGGGAACACCAUGGUGAUCACGGUGCUGGCGCGCAGCAAACCGGGACAACCGAGGAGCACAACCAACAUCUUCAUCCUCAACCUGAGCGUGGCGGACCUGUCCUACCUCCUCUUCUGCGUCCCCUUCCAGUCCACCAUCUACAUGCUGCCCACAUGGGUGCUGGGGGCUUUCAUCUGCAAGUUUAUCCACUAUUUCUUCACCGUGUCCAUGCUGGUCAGUAUUUUCACUCUGUCGGCGAUGUCCGUGGACCGCUACGUGGCCAUCGUCCACGCCAGGAAAUCCUCGUCGAUCCGUGUGGUGAGGCACGCCAUGCUCGGAGUGGUGCUGAUCUGGAUCCUGUCUCUGGUUAUGGCAUCUCCCGUGGCGCACUACCAGAGCAUCGUGGAGCGGGACGAGAACAACACCUACUGCUGGGAGGUUUGGCCGGACCACCAGAGGAAAGUCUACGUGAUGUGCACCUUUGUUUUCGGAUACCUCCUGCCUCUCACUUUGAUAUCUGUCUGCUAUGCAAAGGUUUUAAACCAUCUGCACAAAAAGCUGAAGAAUGUCUCCAAAAAAUCUGAGCUCUCCAAAAAGAAGACUGCUCAGACAGUCCUGGUUGUGGUCGUGGUCUUCUGUCUGUCCUGGUUGCCUCACCACGUCGUCCACCUGUGGGUGGAGUUUGGCUCCUUCCCCCUCAACCAGGCGUCCUUCGUGUUCAGAAUGGUGGCUCACUGCUUGGCCUACAGCAACUCCUCCGUCAACCCCAUCAUCUACGCGUUCCUGUCGGAGAACUUCAGGAAUUCCUACAAGCAGGUUUUCUGGUGCCGGUUGCCCAGCAAGUGUCCUGUGAACGACAACAGGGACCUCCGCAGCAGAGUGGAGACGGCACCGUCCACCAACGUCAGCUUGACUUGCAAAGGUCAAGACUCUCAGACCAGUAAAAUGCUUUGAUGUCGCCGCUGGUGUUGAGAGCAUCUCCUGUUUUCUGUAUAUAUAACCUGAUAUAUAUUGAUAUUUGAGAUUGAGAAAAUACUGAUACAUCAGCCAUGUAUUUGGUUUUUUAAACUGUAAAUAGCGGUACUUGAAUUGGACCUCUUAUCACUGGUACAGAGCUCUAUCAAACUCAGUAACAUUAUCUAUUAUUCAGUGACAUUUUAAACAUUUUAUAACAUUAUAUAACGCACGUUAACAUUUAUGAAUAAGUAAUCCUGAUUAUUAUGAUGAUUGUUUCCUGCUCGAUCAAGGAGGGGAGGGAAACUCUGCAGCUGUGUGAGGUGCAAUCAGUGACUGUAUUGUAAAUGUAUUAAACCUGAAUUUCUUCUACCGGCCAGCAGGGGGCGGCUCCAUUGGCUGCAAAAAAACUCAGAUAGUAUGAAGUCUUAUGGAGAAAUGAGCCAACUUCUCACUUGAUAUAUUAGCUUAGUGAACUGUUUCCUAAUGAGUUUAUGGUCUCAAUCGCUAGUUUUGUACAGCAUGUUGUUUAUUUAGUAAAUUAUGGUCCAAUUUAGAGUAAAAUAGUUGAUAAAGUAGGGUAUGCUUUAGAGUGUUGCUACCCUGUGAUUGACAAGUCAUCUCUGUCAGUUCGUCCAGUCCAAUGUACGAAACUCAGAUUAAACUGUCAAACUAGGCAGUGCUGAUCAAAUACAAAUCAAGAUUCUGUUACUGUGUUGACUAUUUCUCACCUAAAAUCAUUUUAGAACCAUUUUGAGACCUGACACAGGCACAAGAACCUCUCUGAGCAGCAGAAUACAUUUUCAGUAUCUGCACAGUGGGUGUCAGAAUCCAUUCAUUAUAUUACAGACUGAAGUGGACUCUUCUGCUUCUGUUUGAUCUUGACAGACAGAUUCAUUACACUGCAGAAAAAGUGCAUUACGACACACCGUACGUCACAUGACAUUUUCACAACCAUAAUGCCAACUUGAAGCUUUUAAACAGCCCUCCAGCAAACAGGUUACAAAAGUUUACACUUUGGGUACAAUAUGUGGUCUAAGUUCAAUAUUUUGGGAAACACACUUUUUUGCUUAGGGUUAGAUUAUAAUUAGAUCUGAUUGAUUAUCUUAUCUUAGCACAAAGACUGGAAACUGUCUAAAAUCUAAAUUUAAAAUAAAACAAUUUUCUGUUUUAAGGUGAGGUUAUCUGCCAGAUUAUUUCUUUGCGGAGACCAGUUGCCAUGCAGAAGGUUACUGCUCCUUAUAUAGACCACAUACAUGUAUUCUUACAUCAUGGUAUGUGUACAAGGUAUAGAUUUUGUCAUGUAACUCUUAAUAACUCUUAGUAAAAAAAAAAGCCAAUUAAGAAUAUUUCCCAGAUUAUUACAUUAUUACUUUAAAACUUUAAUUCGUACCUUCAAAAGAAUAUUUUUUGCACACAAUCUGUGCCCUCAAAUGCUAAAAAAUAAACUUGCCAUUGCCCUCUACUGGACAAAUUAUCUAAUAACACUGCUUUCUCUAUACUAAAAUUUCAUUCCUAUUGGCAGAAAAUAACACAAAUAGUUAAUACCGUUAAUUAAAGGCCUGGUCUGUGACGGGACUCCAGUGUCCUGCAUUAAAGUCAGAGACACUAUGGACGCAUCCACCACAUUAACCUCCACACUAUGAUGUAAACUGCUUCCUGCAUUGGAGCUAAAUUACGAGAUGCAGAAUCAUCCAAUAUGGACGUAAUUCUCUGUGACACCGGGCUGGACGUGUACUGCAAUAGACCUUUUUUACACAGCAGCCAUUUUGACAUGAAAUAAUAGGGUAAACACGCUAAUUAAGGUUUCGUUACAUUUUGUGUAGCAUUCCCAGUGAGCUAACAUGCACAACAGCAGCAUCCUUAGGCCCUGUUUACACAGUUUUGUGACAAACGGAAAAAUUUUUCCUUCUCUGUGUUUUAAAAAAAAUUCAGCUUGUUUUGAAAAUGAUCCUCGUGCACACGGAUCUUCAAAAAUGAUUGAAGACAUUGUAGUAUGCAUGCUAUACCAGUAGGUGGUGGUGUAACUUUGUAUUUUGACUUAUGUCUUGAUGCCAAAAACAUCCUUUACUUGUCCUCCGCCGACGUAGAUAUGGAUUGAGUGUGUGUUGUAAUGAAUGCGUCUCUGCUGAUCACAGUAAUGGUGCAGCAACUCUACACUUUACUAGAGGAGCAGUAAUAAACUCAGCAGAGCCUGCAGCACAAACACAGCUCGAUAGUCCGCCAUUGUCGUUCUAUGGCUAUUUGGCUGAAAAUGUAAUAGUCAUGCGUGUAGUUUCCAACAGAUUGCACUCUGGAACAAAAUUGUGUGUUUUCAGGCUUCCAAAACGACAAACAAAGAGCCAAACUACAACAAAAGUUUACCAUUUUACAUAAAAAGCAUUGAAUGGAAUGGAACCUUAAUUAGUUUUAUGGGUAACACGUGUUUACCCUACUAUUCAUCAAAGGUCACCGAUAUGCUGUGAGCAGCUAAAAUCUGCCUAUAAUAUAUAUAUAUAUAUAUAUAUAUAUA
Messenger RNA from Dicentrarchus labrax (European seabass), 3752 nucleotides. RefSeq names its product galanin receptor 1a (gene galr1a). Gene Ontology annotation, molecular function: galanin receptor activity. Bases 167 to 1240 code for a protein of 357 amino acids. The record is from RefSeq and is a predicted model, not a curated record. The transcript has 3 exons. Gene Ontology annotation, biological process: G protein-coupled receptor signaling pathway; positive regulation of cytosolic calcium ion concentration; negative regulation of adenylate cyclase activity. Lineage: Eukaryota; Metazoa; Chordata; Actinopteri; Moronidae. Gene Ontology annotation, cellular component: membrane.